AAAAGAAAUUAACUAUUUAUUUAAUCUCCCCGGUCCGACUUCCCUUCCGCCAUGCGUCUCUUUUCUUUCGAGUUCCCCGUCUCAUCGAUUUGAGAGUUUUGCAUCUCCGGAGACGGAGCGAUUAGCGUUUUGGGAUCUCGAGCGACUGUGGACAUGGCGGCGGAGAAACCAUGGGUGUUGAUGGUGACGGCGCAGACGCCGACGAACAUCGCCGUGAUCAAGUACUGGGGAAAGAGAGACGAGUCUCGCAUCCUACCCAUCAACGAUAGCAUUAGCGUGACGCUUGAUCCCGAUCAUCUCUGCACCGUCACCACCGCCGCUGUCAGCCCCGCGUUUGAUCGCGAUCGAAUGUGGCUCAAUGGCAAGGAAAUCUCCCUUUCCGGAAGUAGGUUCCAAAAUUGUUUAAGGGAAAUUCGAACUCGUGCCUGCGAUGUGGAAGACAAAGGAAAAUGUGUCAAGAUUGAAAAGAAAGAUUGGGAGAAAUUGCAUCUACACAUUGCUUCUUACAACAACUUCCCCACUGCUGCUGGUUUAGCAUCUUCAGCGGCUGGAUUUGCCUGUCUAGUAUUUGCUCUUUCAAAGUUGAUGAAUGUAAAUGAAGAUCAAAGCCAACUUUCCGCUAUAGCCAGGCAAGGUUCUGGAAGUGCAUGUCGAAGUUUAUUUGGUGGAUUUGUCAAGUGGACUAUGGGAAACAAAGAAGAUGGAACUGACAGCGUGGCAGUUCAACUGACAGAUGAGAAGCACUGGAAUGAUCUUGUUAUUAUCAUUGCUGUGGUGAGUUCACGGCAGAAGGAAACAAGCAGCACUUCAGGAAUGCGUGAGAGUGUUGAGACAAGUUUGCUCUUACGGCAUAGAGCUAGGGAAGUUGUGCCACAACGCGUUUUGCAAAUGGAAGAAGCUAUAAAAAAUCGUGAUUUUGAAUCUUUUGCGCAAUUGACAUGUGCUGACAGUAAUCAGUUUCAUGCUGUCUGCCUGGAUACAUCUCCACCCAUAUUUUACAUGAAUGACACUUCCCACAGAAUAAUUAGCUUAAUCGAAAAGUGGAACCGCUCUGAUGGGACACCACAGGUUGCUUACACUUUCGAUGCGGGGCCAAAUGCUGUCAUGAUCGCACGCAAUAGAAACGUGGCAAUUCAAUUGCUUCAGAAGUUGCUCGUCUGCUUUCCCCCAAACCCUGACACUGAUAUGAAUAGUUAUGUCCUAGGGGAUAAGUCGAUUCUGCAAGAGGCGGGAUUGGGAGGAGCAAACGGUGUGGAGGCCCUUCACCCUCCACCGGAAGUGAAAGAAAAUGUUCACAAAGGGGAAGUUAAUUAUUUCAUCUGCACCAGACCCGGGAGAGGUCCCGUCUUGCUUCAAGAUCAAACCCACGCCCUUCUUGAUUCCGCGACCGGCCUUCCCAAUCUAAGUUCACCCGAAAAAAGGACAUUGGCUUGACGAUGGGUUGCGUGACUUGCGUCCAUGACUUUGUUCUGGGGAGCAAAUAUUAUCACUCGUAAGGUAUUGCGGCCGUAGUUAACUAGCAGGGAUGGCCAAAAUUACGUGGGUCGAAUCAGGAUAAUAUACACGAAUUCAGGUGCGAGUUUGAGUUUUCCUUUCCAAAAUGAUUUAUAUUGCAAAAUUUGUGAAAUUGACUUAUGUGGUUAGGGUUAGUAUAAAUACGUUUUAUAUACUUCAUUCAUUUCAUAUUAAUCAAAACAGAAAAUAUUUUCCUCUCUUUUCUAUUGUUGAAUUCUCCCUAAAUUCAAUAGAAUAAAUAUUUUCCGUAGAGAUUUCAUCUGUUCCUUUUUUCACUUUUCUUCUCUAAUUCAAUUCUUUCAAAAUUUCACCAGGUUUGUUUUGAUUUUCACCAAAUUUGAUUCUCUUUGAUUCAAGUUCAACAUCUUCUUCCAUUGCAAUUUUUUUUUCCUGCACGAUUGAUUUGCCUUCGGCGAAAUUCGCCAGCAAAUCCUCCGAUCCACUACGUUUCUCUAUCAUCAAAGCCAACUGUAUUCGGUCUUCUCAGAUCUGUCUGUUCGAGUUGUGGUUAGGCGAUUGCCACCUUCCGAUUCGUAGAUUUGGACCACUAUGAACUUUUUUUUUGAUAACGGAAGACCCCUAACUGCUACCCUUCGGACGCAUU
Tarenaya hassleriana is the source of this 2119-nucleotide messenger RNA. RefSeq names its product diphosphomevalonate decarboxylase MVD2-like. Gene Ontology annotation, cellular component: cytosol. The record is from RefSeq and is a predicted model, not a curated record. NCBI's taxonomy places the organism in Eukaryota, Viridiplantae, Streptophyta, Magnoliopsida, Brassicales, Cleomaceae. Gene Ontology annotation, molecular function: diphosphomevalonate decarboxylase activity; ATP binding. The coding region runs from base 154 to 1434 and encodes 426 amino acids. Gene Ontology annotation, biological process: isoprenoid biosynthetic process; isopentenyl diphosphate biosynthetic process, mevalonate pathway. The transcript has 11 exons.